Messenger RNA from Cryphonectria parasitica EP155, 1593 nucleotides. RefSeq lists its product as uncharacterized. Gene Ontology annotation, molecular function: amino acid transmembrane transporter activity. Bases 19 to 1521 code for a protein of 500 amino acids. Gene Ontology annotation, cellular component: membrane. The transcript is spliced from 4 exons. The record is from RefSeq and is a predicted model, not a curated record. Gene Ontology annotation, biological process: amino acid transmembrane transport. Lineage: Eukaryota; Fungi; Ascomycota; Sordariomycetes; Diaporthales; Cryphonectriaceae.
AAGGCCCGCCAUGUUUCUAUGAUUGCCAUUGCUGGUACAAUCGGCACCGGUCUGUUCUUGGGUUCGGGUGCUGCGCUGGCCAAUGGAGGCCCUGUGGGCUUCUUCUUGGGUUAUACCAUUGUUGGCUGUCUGGUUGGUAUGAUGAUGUACUGCCUGGGUGAGAUGACCGUCUUCGCUCCUAAUAUCGGCGGUUUCAUCGAGAUGGGCAACAAGUAUAUUUCACCAGAGAUGGGAUUCGCCAUGGGUAUCAACUACGUCCUCCUGACGGGUUUCACUGUUCCCACGGAAAUCACAGCUAUUGGUCUCAUGAUAGGAUUUUGGGACGAGACAUCUAGUCAUCUUGCCGCAUACAUUGCCGUCUUCUUGGUGGUGUGUAUUCUGACCAACUUCCUUGGAGUGAAAUACUACGGAGAGAUCGAGUUUUUCUUUGCCUGUCUCAAGAUCGCCCUGCUGGUAGGGCUGAUUAUUUUCGGCAUCGUUGCCAACACUGGUGGUGUCAAUGGAGUGUACACUGGUGGCAAGUACUGGCGCACCGAGCCCUUCAACGACACCUUUGGCGACCUUUCCCCUGUCAGCCUCGCCCGCUUCCUGGGCUUCUGGAAGGUCCUCACCCAGGCCGCUUUCGCCUAUGGCGGUGUCGAGUCGAUCGGUAUCAUCGCCGGUGAGGCGCACAACCCCCGCAAAACCAUGAAGACGGCCACCAAGACGGUCUUUUACCGCAUUGUCGGUCUGUACGUCACAGCCGUCAUCAUCAUCGGCGUCAACGUCAGCCAGCACUCCCCCGAGCUGCUGUCGGCCGUCGCCGCCGGUGGCAGCACCGCCGCCUCGUCCCCCUUCGUCGUCAUCUGCCAGCAGACGGGUGUCAAGGUGCUCCCCUCGGUCAUCAACGCCAUCGUCAUGACCUCGGCCCUGUCGUCUGGCAACGAGAACGCCUACGGUCUCUCUCGCACCAUGAUGGCCCUCGCCCGUCAGCGCUCCAUGCCGUCCGCCUUCCUCAAGACCAGCCGCGUCGGAACUCCUUACAUGGGCGUCAUCGUCGCCUUCUGCUUCGGCUGCCUGGCCUUCCUGUCCGUAUCCAACGGUUCCGACCAGGCUUUCACCUGGCUGUCCAACCUCUCGGCCCUCAGCUCACUCAUCGCCUGGACGUGCAUCUGCAUGUGCUAUGUCCGCUUCAAGGGUGCCCUGGACGCCCAGGGCGUUGACCGCAAAAACCUCCCUCUCCGUGGAUACUGCCAGCCCCUGAUGGCCUAUAUCUGCAUUUUCAUGUUCAUCAUCAUCCUGUUCUUCAACGGGUUCCAGGCGUUCCUGGGCAGCUUCAGCGUGGCGGACUUUUUCGCCAGCUACAUCACGAUUCCUGUUUUCGCCAUCGCCUGGCUUGGAUUCAGGCUGUACGGCGCGAGGGCUGGCAGGCCAGUCGGCAUGACGCCUCUGGACCAGAUUGACCUCAGCAGAGGACCUGAGGGGGCCCUGCGGGGGACCAAGUAUGAUCUGGGUGCGCCAGCCCAGAUGGGACGUUUCUAGAGGGAUAGAUUCUAGAAAGAGAAUAGAGAUGGGGAUUUGAGAUAGAUUAAUAUGAUACCACGAUACCUAUUG